Molecule: messenger RNA, 2278 nt
Organism: Anopheles moucheti
Lineage: Eukaryota; Metazoa; Arthropoda; Insecta; Diptera; Culicidae
Product: WD repeat, SAM and U-box domain-containing protein 1-like
Exons: 8
Coding region: 132-1508 (458 amino acids)
Biological process (GO): protein ubiquitination
Molecular function (GO): protein binding; ubiquitin-protein transferase activity
Source: RefSeq, a predicted model, not a curated record
ACAAAGGGCCAUCAUUGCUUCAAUUUGUGACAGCUUUCAUGGGUGCGAAUAUCUUCAAAGCUCUUGAACGAUAGACUCGACAUUUUUGAACAUCGCAGUACAAGUACUGUUCAGUACGGUGAAGCUUUAUAAUGAGUGCAGCAAAAACGGCUAUUCUACAAAAAUUAACUACUCACACUAGCGAUGUGACGUCACUGGAUUUUUACGGAAAUGCGCUGCUGGUGACAGGGUCAAGUGACAAAACGGUUCGUGUGUGGCGAUGGGUGGCAGGCAGCGGGUUCCGGGAGGAAUCGUUCUCACCAUUGCUCGGUCAUCGGUAUGGUGUGACGGGGGUGCGCGUAUCGCCAAAGGGAGCUGUUCUAGCAUCCGCCUCCGUCGAUGGUACGGUAAUACUGUGGAACCUGAGCAAUGGUGAAAUUUCCAAUGUGAUCAACCAAGAGGGUGGUGAAGCCAUUCGUUCGUGCAUUUUCAGCCCCAACGGAUCGACCAUAGUUAGUUCCGACGACAAUGGGUCCGUUUGUAUCUGGGGCCAGGAUAAAAGUUUGAAGUGCCACGUUAAAGUCCACGAUGAAGCUGUUCAUACGAUCGCGUUUUCUAGCGAUUCGAACAUUCUGCUGACGGCUUGCACGUUGGGCAAUGUAAGGCUAUAUGCCGUAGAGAAUGACGUUGCUGGUGAUCUCUCAUCUGCUGACUGUUCGAUCGAUGCCGCACAUGAUAUGGGGGUACUAUCGGCAGACUUUUGCAAAAUAGUUCACACUGAUCCUACCGACAAAUGUUCGUUAAUUUACACCGUCGCGACGUGCGGCACUGAUCAUUACAUCAAAAUCUGGAGGAUCUUCUUUAUGCCAAAUAACAUUGAUCGCAGCCGUCGAUCGCGACUUAUACCGACAAGCCCCCAGGAACACUUUGCGGGCCAAUCGACCAUCUACAGCACCGAAGUCAUGAAUGCUAGCUGCGUGCAAACCAUAUCAGCUCACGGCAGUUCAGUAACUUGCGUACGGUUUAAUCCAACCGGCACGCUGCUGUUCUCCUGCAGCCUCGACAAAACAAUAAAAAUCUGGAACCAACAGGGCACGUGCCUAAAGACGCUGUCCGAACAUUCGCGGUACGUUAACUGUUUGGCCAUCAACAGCGAUUCGUCGGUGAUUGCGUCCGGUUCGAACGAUCGGACGGUGGUAGUGUGGGAUUUAACCAGCAGGUUGAGCUUGAACUCACACAUCACCGGCAUACGAUCGUUGCUGUUCUCGCUCGCCGUGAAGACGGCUGACAUUCCGCUUGAGUUUACCUGUCCGAUCACGCAUGAGCUGAUGAAGGAUCCUGUUUACGCGGAAGAUGGUUUCACGUACGAGCGGUCCGCUAUAAAGGAAUGGUUCUCCAGAGAGAAAGCCAUUUCACCAAUGACCAAUCUGGAGCUGUCUACCGACGAGUUGGUGGAAAACGGUAAACUUAAGCAGCAGAUCGAGGAUUACAUGCGGUCCCUGGAUACGGAUGUUGGAGAAGUGAAAUGAUCACGCACUCCUGACAUCCUCAAGCAAUUCUUUCAGUGCCUUUCCUACAUGGAGUUAAAAAUGUUCUGUGUUUUUUUCUUUUAUUGCCAUCAGAACGGCCAAGCCUUAUAUCUGAAGAUGUUCUGUUAAUGUUGUAACUUUUUGUUCGUUAUGCUUUUUCAAACAUUGUUCAUGUUCUACUUCAGAUGUGUUUAUUCACCUCUUCUUUUCGUAUCUAUACCUCAGUGUGUGUUUUUAUCCUUAUCGAUGGACAACAGCAUUGCGUUAAUGUAACAGAAAUCGAUAACCGUAGUGUUCUUUUUUAGCCAUUGUGUUGCACGAGGUGCCGAUGGGCGAUAAGAUGUGAUAGAGAGCGAACGCGCUUUAUUGCGCCACGUAACAUAUAACUCCAACACGUACGCAGCGAACACACUUCAUCGGGAACACCUGAUAUCUCUAGUAUUGGUACCGUUGCGACGUGCUAAAUCAUUGUACUUUCGAGUUGAGGUAUUAGAAAACAACUGCACAUACUCUGAUAAGGGAGCCUUCCCUCGCCCCUCUCCCUGCAGCACCACCAUUUCUUUUUGGAAACCGUUUUUUCAAUAGCCAUCGCUGCUACUUUGUAAUGCUGCUGCACUGCGUCCGGUGUGUGUUGAAAUGAUAUUUUAAGUGCCUGCAAAACUUGUUAACCUGAACGAUAAAUAAAACAUCAAGUUGCAAUGACGUGUACACGUGCAGAACAGUCGCAUGCUCUUCAUCCCAGUGGUCUACACAACCGUGCACGUGUCCGG